AUGAAAAAGCUUGUGAUUGAGAUAUCUUUGGUUGAUGCUGUGAAAAUCACUCCUGUUAUCAGGCGUUAUGUGAAGCGAAUGGUGACCAAUAAUAUCAGCCAUGAACAGGGAGUGAUGAUGAUUUCUGAGAAAGUAAGCGCUGUGAUUCAGAACAGGAUCCCAGACAAGUUGUCUGAUCCAGGAAGCUUUGUCUUGGAUUGUUCCAUCUUCACGGAAAGAUUCAAGAGAUCGCUGUGUGAUCUGGGUUCAUGUGUCAAUCUUAUGCCAUAUUCAGUCGCUGUCAAUCUCGGCAUGACUGACUUCAAGCCAACGAGGAUCUCUCUUAUCCUAGCUGAUCGAUCGACGAGGACACCUGAAGGAGUGCUGGAAGAUGUUCCAGUCAAGGUUAGAGAUUGCAUGAUACCAACCGAUUUCGUUGUCUUGGAGUAUGGAGAGGAACCUAAGGAUCCUCUUAUACUUGGGAGACCUUUUCUAGCGACUGCAGGUGCUAUCAUCGAUGUGAGGAAGGGCAGAAUUGCUUUGAAUGUUGGAGACUUGGUUAUGAACUUUGACAUGGACAAGCUGAUGAAGAAGCCCACCAUCGAUGGUAAGACCUUCUACGUCGACACACUCACAGGCUUCGCAGAGGAGAUGUUCCAGGAGAUGCAUCCUGCAGACCUACUGGAGAGAGCUCUGAUCUCGUCCGCGUCUAAAGCAGAGCACCUGGACGAAAUUACAGCAUCAUAUGUCAAGAUGCUGGACGCAAGCGAGCAGGUGAUGCAGCUGGUGGCUCAAGGGGAACCGAUCGAAGUUCUUGCAAAAGCCAAAAAGAUCAGUGAUUGGAGUGAAGAAAAAGCCCCUAUGCUUGAACUCAAACAGCUUCCUGCAGGGCUAAGGUGUCUCUCUGGACCUGUGCAUGCAUCGGAUUCACCUGGAGGAUGA
This is a messenger RNA of Eutrema salsugineum, 921 nucleotides long. RefSeq lists its product as uncharacterized. The transcript has 2 exons. The coding region runs from base 1 to 921 and encodes 306 amino acids. Lineage: Eukaryota; Viridiplantae; Streptophyta; Magnoliopsida; Brassicales; Brassicaceae. The record is from RefSeq and is a predicted model, not a curated record.